Molecule: messenger RNA, 1089 nt
Organism: Ceraceosorus guamensis
Lineage: Eukaryota; Fungi; Basidiomycota; Exobasidiomycetes; Ceraceosorales; Ceraceosoraceae
Product: Thioesterase/thiol ester dehydrase-isomerase
Exons: 6
Coding region: 1-1089 (362 amino acids)
Biological process (GO): acyl-CoA metabolic process; fatty acid catabolic process
Cellular component (GO): peroxisomal matrix
Molecular function (GO): fatty acyl-CoA hydrolase activity
Source: RefSeq, a predicted model, not a curated record
AUGACGACGACGACGGCGGCGGCGGCGACGGUGACGACGACGGACGAGAGGGGACCAGACAUUACCGCAAGUCUUGACGUCGAUUGCUUGGAUGUCAAUCUGUACAGGAGCAAGGAAUUGUGGGUUCCUGCUCGAGCGAGGGGCGUCUUUGGUGGCCAAGUCAUCGGUCAAGCCGUCAUGGCGUCCAAUGCUACAGUCAGGGAAGACGUAUUUUUGCAUUCUCUUCACUGCUACUUUUUGCUCGCGGGAGACAAGAGCGUGCCCAUCCUUUACCACGUCAAGAGACUUAGAGAUGGGGGAUCGUACGUCACACGAAGCGUAGAAGCCGUACAGAGGGGCAGAUGCAUCUUUACCAUCAUGCUGUCCUAUCAAAAGCCGGAGCCCGCACAACCAAGCUUUGCUCUGCCCCUUCCGCGUCCUUCAGGAGGAGGAGGAGCAGCAGCAGCAGGCGACGCGACGAGCAUGAGCGGCAAUCCGGCCCUCUCCAACACUGCGCCUCCCGAAGGCCUGUACACUCCCGAUCGAGCUCCUUUGAAUGAGGAUCGGUAUAUUCGCGUAUUGCGCGAAAAGGGCAAUCUGCUGGACGAGGGCUUGAAGAGGACGUUGCAAGGCUGGAUAAGGGAUAGGCAGAGAAGCGCAGUCGAGAUUCGCGACGCACUGCCGGGCAUGUACGAUGCCAAUGGGCUUCCCACGGCGGGCUACGAGCAAGCGUUUUGGAUGCGGACGCGCGAGGCGAUCGUGGGAGGAGACGAUGAGCAAAAAGCAGCGCUAGCAUACGCCUCCGAUUUCUACCUCCUCUCCACCAUUCCCAAAGCGCUCGGCAACUCCAAACGCAUCAAGAUGAUGGCUUCGCUGGAUCACUCCAUGUGGUUCUACGACUCGUUCGAUACGAGCCAGUGGAUGCUGUUCGUCAUGCAGACCCAAGCGGCCGGAAGCGGAAGAGGCGUGGCCAUGGGUCGAGUGUACAGACAAGACGGAACGUUGGUAGCCGUCGUCAGUCAAGAAGGCCUCGUCAGGGGCAAAUUGGACGCGGGUGCGGGUGCGGGUGCGGGUGCGGGUGCGGGUGCGGGUGCGGGCGCCAAGCUCUGA